Molecule: messenger RNA, 351 nt
Organism: Eurytemora carolleeae
Lineage: Eukaryota; Metazoa; Arthropoda; Copepoda; Calanoida; Temoridae
Exons: 1
Coding region: 1-351 (116 amino acids)
Source: RefSeq, a predicted model, not a curated record
AUGAUGGAAGAGCCAGGAAGUGACAUGAUCGAGGCUGCAAUCCCUUUGACAACGGUUUUUGUGAAACUUUCAUCCUUUUGGACCGAUUCUCAAGAGGUCAGGUUUCUCCAAGCAGAGGCCCAGUUUGAAGUCAAGAGGAUAACAGCCUCUCACACUAAAUUUACCCAAUGUGUUUCUUCGUUACCCCAGGAUGUGGCUUUUAGACUCCUGGACCUAGUUUGUGCUCCUCCUGCCAAGCCUUAUGAAGCGUCAAGGAGACGCCUCAUUCAAAUGCACUCCCUGAGUGACUUACAGGGAUACCAGGCUUUGCAGAGUUUGCCAUUGUUAUACGACCAACGCUCCUUGCAGUAG